Anoplopoma fimbria (sablefish) is the source of this 2944-nucleotide messenger RNA. It is a transcript of the gene enpp4, whose product is annotated as ectonucleotide pyrophosphatase/phosphodiesterase 4. The coding region runs from base 123 to 1505 and encodes 460 amino acids. NCBI's taxonomy places the organism in Eukaryota, Metazoa, Chordata, Actinopteri, Perciformes, Anoplopomatidae. The transcript is spliced from 8 exons. The record is from RefSeq and is a predicted model, not a curated record.
UGACCAGCGUUUCUUAAAUAUGAGGAAGUGAAGUGACGAUGUUGCUGCAGAAAUAGACUGAAGGAAAAAGUUGGUCAACGACACGGUCUGAAGGAUACAGUCCCUAUCUGCCCCGCCACAGGAUGUUUCUGAAAAUACUCCUGGGCCUCCUGUGUGGUGUCCGGGCCUUGGGUGCAGAAAACGGCACAGCUCAGCAGGGCCCUCCGCCGCUGCUGCUGGUGUCCUUUGACGGUUUCCGCGCCGACUACCUGCGGCGCUUCCCCAUGCCCAACCUGAAGCACCUGUACAGCCAAGGGGCCCUGGUGGAGCAACUCACCAACGUCUUCAUCACAAAGACGUUCCCCAACCACUACAGCCUGGUGACGGGGCUGUACGCCGAGUCCCACGGCAUCCUGGCCAGCAACAUGUACGACCCCAUCAGCCACAAGAGCUUCCACGUGGCCGGCAACCACAGCGACCCUUCAUGGUGGAGUGAGGCGAGGCCCCUCUGGCUCACGGCGCUGGACUCCGGCUACAAGACGGCGAUCGCCAUGUGGCCCGGCUCCGAAGUGGCCAUCGGCAACCGCACGGCGUCGCACUUCCUGCCCUACGACUCCAGCGUGACGUUCCAACAGCGUCUGGGGAACACAACGAAGUGGAUGUUGGGAGACGGAAAGGAGCCAGGGGCGAUGUUCGCAGCGCUCUACUGGGAGGAGCCGGACCGGUCGGGUCACCAAUUUGGCCCGGACAAUGACACUGCAAUGAGCCAAGUGCUGAAGGAGGUUGACGACCACAUUGGCCUGCUGAUCUCUGAGCUGAAACGCACCGGCCUCUGGGGUCGCGUCAACGUCCUCAUUACCAGCGACCACGGCAUGGCCCAGUGCUCCGCCGAGCGCCUCAUAAAGCUGGACGACUGCCUCCACCCCGACAACUACACGCUGGUGGACCUCUCCCCGGUCACGGCCAUCAUCCCAAUUAAAGACCCAGAGGCCAUCUUCGCCUUGCUGAAUAAUUGCCACCACAACAUGACGGCGUAUAUGAAGUCGGCCAUCCCCGACAGGCUGCACUACAGGAACAAUGAGCGCACCCAGCCAAUCAUACUGGUCGCCGACGAGGGCUGGACCAUAAUGCAGCGAGGGACCAAGCUGCCCCGCUUGGGCGACCACGGCUACGACAACUCCCUACCCAGCAUGCACCCAUUCAUGGCAGCGGCUGGGCCCAGCUUCAGACAGGGCUAUCGGAUCAGCAGCCUGCAGAGCGUGGACAUUUACCCGCUCAUGUGCCACCUGCUGUCGGUGCCCCCGCAGCCCAACAACGGCACCCUGAACCAGGCCCGGUGCCUGCUGGUGGCGGAGACCUGCUGGGAGGUCCCUCUGGUGGUCGGCAUGGUGGUGGGCGUCCUACUGGUGCUCAGCACAGUCACUGUUCUGUUCAGGUUUCUGAGAUACCGCCGCCCGUCAGGCUCCCGGCCCUUCCAGAGGCUGCAGGUUGACGACGACGACGACGACGACCCCCUGUUGGAGUAAACCACUCCGAGCCAGUUACGCCACCCUAACCUGUGUCACCCGUUCCUGCUCUCCAGAGGUACUUCACAGGAUGCACUUUACUCACUGGGUCCCUGGCUGUUACUCAGGCAUGUGUGUGUUGUUCAUGUGCCCCUACACAUAAACUGUAGAGAAACAUGUUGUUUUAGAAGCAUCCAGGCCUACUGACACCCAAAAGGGAAUUGUUCACUGCUGUGAAAAUGGUGAAUACUUUUGUCGUCCUUGACUCUCUAUAAUGUAUGCUGUUUUAAGAUAAAUCUGUUAACAUAGACUUGAAUUUGUGACGAGAAGUUAUAUUUUGGAAACGGAACAGUUCUGAGGAAAUAUUGAAGACUUUUUAUUUUGCUGGUAGGAUGAAGAUUGAGAUUAAUAAUUUAAUUCUGGGAGAAAAAGAGGACUUUUGUUUGAGAUUUUAAAAUUAAGAGAUUUAUUCUUUAUUUUUCUGCGGGAAUUGUUUAUAGAAAACUUUAUUUUGUAUGUGUGGAUUCUAUUUUUAUUUUUUUUGUACUUGUAGUGUUACUUUUUGUCAGCAGAGGGAGCCAGUAGCUCAUUUACAAUUUCUUCUAUUGUAUCUCACUGAGAUCCUGUGUCUUGAAGACGGAAAGCUUAUCUUUUGAUUGUCUUUCUGUGUGUACUGUUACUGUUUUGGUUCAUUUACAGUUACACUGAUAACCCGAGUCUCAAGUGAAAAAUUCUGCUUUUAUCCAUACCUGAAAACUGAAAUUUCACAUCCGACUUGACACAUUUUUACUACUUAAUUUCAGUGUAAGAGGUAAAUGAUGUUUUGGAGAGUGUUUUAUAUGCAAAUUCUUAAGUCUAGGAUUGUCAGGUAUCCAUUCUGCAAUUGCAGCAUGUAUUUUAAUGAUACCAAAAACUAUUAUUAACAUGCCCAACAGCGGCUCCAAGGAGAUGUUCAAGAUAAAAAAAAAUGUAACAAAAGGAUUUGGUUCAUAAAUUUAAGACUAUACAAUGAAUUGUAUUAGCAUCAGAUGGGAUGGUUUUUAAGAUUUUAAGAGUAGUACAAGAUGAAAUUCAAGUAAUGAGGAACAUUUAGGAGCCCGUUUUGAUAUCUCUCUUAUAAUGAUAUUGUUAUUGUUAUCAAAAAUACAUCAGUGAGCCACACUGGUCGCACUGUUCCUACAUUUGGUUUGACUCAGUCCCACACAAACUGCCCCGCCCCGCCGUGUCUUCAUCCACGGCUGAAAGUAGACCCUAACAAGCUCACUAUUUCCUCCUUUUUUUGAGGAAUGUUUGCUAAAAAUGACACUGCUCAGCUGAUUCGCGGCUUGUUGGUGAGUUUAUUAUAAAUAGUAUUUCUACAGAGUAGAAAUGGUCUUUUCAUGGGAUUAAUUAAAAAUAACUAAACUUUAGAAUAUCUACAUGCUUCCCACGACAUAUCUAGUGAGAUAUAUAUAUAUAUA